This is a messenger RNA of Bombina bombina (fire-bellied toad), 700 nucleotides long. RefSeq names its product lysozyme (gene LYZ). Gene Ontology annotation, molecular function: lysozyme activity. The coding region runs from base 73 to 543 and encodes 156 amino acids. The transcript has 4 exons. The record is from RefSeq and is a predicted model, not a curated record. NCBI's taxonomy places the organism in Eukaryota, Metazoa, Chordata, Amphibia, Anura, Bombinatoridae.
GUUUUAAAAAGAAAGCAUAUACUGUAUAUAAGCCAGCAGUUCCUGCUUUGAUUUAUUCACCAGACUUAAAUCAUGAAAUCUACACUGUAUAUUGUAGGAGCAUUCCUCCUCUCUAUUGCAUGUACAAAUGCAAAAGAGUAUGAAAGAUGUGAACUUGCAAGGACAAUGAAGAGCAUGGGACUGGAUGGUUAUAGAGGAUACAGCCUGCCCAAUUGGGUGUGCACAGCCUACUUUGAAAGCAAUUUCAACACGAGGAGUAAAAAUUUUAACAGGGGUGACAACAGCACUGACUAUGGCAUUCUGCAAAUUAACAGCCGGUGGUGGUGUUUUGAUGGAAUGACCCCAGGAUACCACAACGCUUGUAGGGUCAACUGCGAUGCUUUACUGGUUGAUGAUAUCAGUGCAUCUGUGAAUUGUGCAAAACGCGUUGUAAGUGAUCCUCAGGGUAUGGCUGCAUGGGUUGCCUGGAGAAAUAAUUGUAGAGGAAGAGACCUCUCAAAAUGGACUAAAGACUGCGGAGUUGAUGAUAUAGAUGUCUUAUAAUGAAUGGCACAUGAACCACAGUUAUGGCUAUGACAUUAAAUAGACUUUGUACUCAAAAUGUUCUGUCAUACAUAUGAAAGAACAGCUAUUAAAAGUGAAAUAUUUGUUGUUUAAAAAAGGUUAAAUAAAAGUUUAAAUUUGCAUUUGCUGGCAGAAA